CCACUCGGCCAUUCUGGUCGCGCACGUUGGCGGAGUUUGCUGUUCCUGCAUGCCAGGCGCUAAAUUGCCUAAUCCGUAGUCCGUUCUGUCGUCGGUCGUAGGUUGAAUAAUGGCUAAGAGUUUGCGGAGUAAGUGGAAACGGAAAAUGCGCGCAAAAAAACGGGAGCGUUACUCCGUGAAAGAACUGGCCAAGCUGAAGGAGAUGUUGGCGGCUGCUGCUACUUCCAAGAGCGACGUUGACAUGUCUGAUACGUGCACCAUCGUAGAUGGCAAGCAAGUCGCCGACCGUGCCGUCGAGUCCAGCGAGCCAUCGGGCACUCAAGCUGACGGGCAGGCCUCAACAGAAAUGGACGUUGACAAGCCUGUGCGGAAAUAUGAUCCCAAGACACUGAGAGAUGAGCAUGGCUCUUACCCUGUUUGGAUGAGCCAAAGAGCGAUCCGGAAGCUGAAAGCUCAGCAGGGACGAGGCAAGUCUCGAAAGUCAGCAUCUCACAAGGGCGUCAAGAAAAACAAAAAGCGCAAGUCCUCACGGUAGACGUUCGUGCUAGCUCAUCAAAUACCUUGUUAAUAGAUCUUGUCUGGGAAUAAAAACUAACCAUACACACUAA
This is a messenger RNA of Dermacentor andersoni, 608 nucleotides long. Its product is annotated as protein LLP homolog. Gene Ontology annotation, molecular function: RNA binding. Gene Ontology annotation, biological process: dendrite extension. Lineage: Eukaryota; Metazoa; Arthropoda; Arachnida; Ixodida; Ixodidae. Gene Ontology annotation, cellular component: nucleolus. The record is from RefSeq and is a predicted model, not a curated record.